This is a messenger RNA of Aspergillus homomorphus CBS 101889, 2064 nucleotides long. RefSeq names its product acyl-CoA oxidase. The annotation marks the transcript as partial. Gene Ontology annotation, biological process: fatty acid beta-oxidation using acyl-CoA oxidase; lipid homeostasis. Lineage: Eukaryota; Fungi; Ascomycota; Eurotiomycetes; Eurotiales; Aspergillaceae. Gene Ontology annotation, molecular function: acyl-CoA oxidase activity; fatty acid binding; FAD binding. The record is from RefSeq and is a predicted model, not a curated record. Gene Ontology annotation, cellular component: peroxisome. The transcript is spliced from 2 exons.
AUGGCUCUCAAUCAGCAGAUGGCCCUGAUGGACCAGGCCCGACACGCAGCUACAUUCGACUCUACGCUCUUGACAUGCAUCAUUCACGAUGGGGAAGAGAACGUCGCUUCGCGCCGGGCAGCUUUCGCGCGCGUGGAAUCUGCCCUAGGGCUCACCGACACCAUGCAGCUCCCUCACAUCUACAGUGGGCUCGACCGUAGAGAACAGUACCUGGAAGGGAUGCGGCGCGGCCAGGCCAUCGUCACCGACAUGCUGCGCCACCGCCACCAGCACUUCACGAACCUCACCGAGCGCAGCCAACUGACCAACGCCACCCCGUUCGGCCUGAACUUCCUCAUGUUCCGCCGCACAAUUAAUCUGCAGGGCACCGCCGAACAAAAACAGUACUGGCUGCCCCGGAUCGACCGCAUGGAGAUCAACGGGUGCUACGCGCAAACGGAGCUGGGCCACGGUAGCCACGUGCGAGGGCUGGAGACGACAGCGACCUUCGACGGCGCCACGCAGGAGUUCAUCCUUGACUCGCCGACGGUGACAGCGACGAAGUUCUGGCCGGGGGGGCUGGGACUGAGCUGCUCACAUGCCGUAGUCGCCGCGCGGCUGGUGGUGGGCCGGGUGGAUCACGGCGUGCAUUGGUUUGUGGUGCAAAUUCGCCACUUGGCCGACUCGACUCCCGUUCAGGGGGUGGUGCUGGGGGACUUGGGCCUCAAGAUGGCGUACAACGGAACGUGUAAUGGGUACGCCCGAUUCAAGGGGCUGCGCGUGUCGCGCAGUAGUCUGCUGGCGGCGCAUGCGCGGGUCCUCGCCGAUGGGUCGUAUGUGCGGGAUGAGGAGAAGGGGUCCCCGGGCUUCGCUCAACAGAGUUAUGCGACGAUGCUGGAAGUCCGACGCGUGGUCAUUCACUGGGCAGCGUUUGGGCUGGCCCAACCGCUGACGGUUGCCACACGAUACGCAGUGGUGCGCGAGCAGGGCGCGCCUCCCUUCGCUUCGCCAGCAGCGCCCGAGGUCUCCAUUCUGGCAUACAAGUCGCAGCAUCAACGUCUGUUGACUCUAGUGUCUCAAGCGUAUGCUGUCCUGCUGUCUUCAAAGGAGUUCGAUGACCGGUUCGCGGAGUAUCAGCAAGAGAAGAUACUGGGCCAUUCCCGCAGAUUGCCCUUCAUCCAUGCCGCCAGUGCUGGAUUGAAGGCCUGGGCGACGCAGGCUGUCGCUGCGGGAGCAGAGGAAGCGCGCAAGAUGUGCGGAGGGCAUGGCUACCUUGUGAUAUCGGGGCUACCGGAGAUGGUGGCCACCGCAUGCGCAGCAGCGACCUUUGAGGGCGAGAACUAUGUCAUGUGGCAGCAGCUCCUGCGCUACUUGUUCAAGCAGAUUAAGGCCGUCAAGGCUGAUGAGCCGGUGGAUCCAGACAUGAUGGAUGCUUUUGUGGGGUACGAGCAAUGGCUUCAGGCUGAUGGGGAGCAGGCUCCGCCACGCCUGUUGUUGAACAGCAGUCAGCUCCUGGAGCCCGCAACCUUGUUGGGCAUAUUCCGACAUCAUUUCCACCGACUCUUGGCCGCAGCGUAUCAGUUCCACGCCGAAAAAACCCGCACGUCCGCCCCCGACCAAGCAUGGAACGCAUCACUAACGCGCCUGCUCCCCGCUGCCCAUGCCUAUGCAGAAUACUUCGUGCUGCAAUCGAUGCAGCGACGCGUGUCAGCCAUCGGCAGAGCACAGCCCAGCCUUCUCCCCGUUCUCUCACGCCUCGUGGAGCUGUUCGCACUGACCACGAUCACCAGUCCCGGUCCCACAUUCAAUUCGAUUCCCUUUGCCGAGGACCAGAUGUUGGACACGACUCAGUUCGUGCAGAUGCGUGCACGCAUCGAUGAGCUUUUGGGGGAGCUCUUGCCAGACAUUGUCGCUUUGACAGAUGCCUGGGACUUCACGGAUGCAGGUCUCUGUAGCGCGCUGGGCUGUCGUGACGGUAAUGUUUAUGAAAGAUUGAUGAGCUGGACCGAACAAUUGCCGGUGAAUCAGCAGGGGCUGGCCGGUGAGGCGUGGAUGAUGGAGGGUGGUAUUGGAGACUUUCUUCGA